Molecule: messenger RNA, 5190 nt
Organism: Magallana angulata
Lineage: Eukaryota; Metazoa; Mollusca; Bivalvia; Ostreida; Ostreidae
Exons: 18
Coding region: 378-4133 (1251 amino acids)
Cellular component (GO): extracellular region
Molecular function (GO): chitin binding
Source: RefSeq, a predicted model, not a curated record
ACUGACAGUGCCAGUGAGAAAGUGAGAGAGAAGGGGUGAGAAUUAUUCUAGACAGAUUCUUGUUUAAAAGUGUCACCAAAAGAAUAUUCAGCGAUUAUCCGUCGUGUUGGAUUUUUUAUUCAACGAUUGUGUAAAGAUGUAACUGAGAGAUCCGGCUACAGGGAGGCUAUUUCUGGACUGGAUGAUUACAAGUAUAGUCGUAAACCAAGAGUAAGGUUGUCAUUCUCCAUUCAUUUCGUGAUAACUAGAUGCCAUAAAAAAAUUAAAACCAGUAUGGCCUAAAACUGAACACGAUUAAAGAAAGAAAAUGAUACAACGAUGGCUAAAUAAAUAAAAAAAAAGAAUUUUGUUAGGGCAUUUGAUUUCUUGCUUGUAAAAUGGGAACCCCGAACUGGGCGACGUAUUUUGAUGGGGUGGAGCCCGACUACCCCGGGAGGGUCCGGGAGGAAAGGGACUAUGGUUACUGUCCCAGACAAACCCAGGACACCCGGCGACGGAAACAGGGCGUGGUGCUACCGGAAGACGCGUUCAAACUCCAGGACCUAGAAAUCAUCCCCAGUGCAACCGGUGGACACUUCACUUCCGGUUCGAUAAAUAGGACUUCCGGUUCACUCCCGCGAUCUCCGUUACAGAGUCCUAACUAUUCCUCGUCUUCCGUAUUCAGUGAUUUUCAGUGUUCAUCCCCUGUAUCUGUGAACCAGGGUCGGGCUCUCCCUCCCAUUCCCGUGGAGGAGACCGGAAGUAAGAAUUCUGGGAGUGUUCAGUCGUGUAACGGUCGCUUCCCAUCAAAGAACCCUUUAGAAAUGAAACUGUCUCCUGCCUAUUCCACCCGAGAACUACCAAAUAUUCCCACGGACCAAAGACCGCAUAGUCUCAACGAUUCAAAAUCGAACCGGAAAAAGCGACAUGGUGGGAAAAGUUCGAGCCGGACGCGGAAAAAACCCGGACAUCAUGAACAGGAGCCGGAUGUUGUGUUAACUGUGACAGCAAGAAACAAAAGACAUACACACAGAUCUCAUCAUCCGGAAAUGCUUAACAAUAACAUUGACGACGGUUUCAUCUCGGCCUUUGCCACCAAGAAACCAUUAGAGAGUACUUUAAGCCGUGAACGCGCGGCAAAGGAAGCGGAAAAAAUUACUGUGCCUCUACGCUCAAGGAUGCGCAAAAGUCGGAAACGAUGUCUAGUUCCCAUGGUGAUAAUCACAAUUCUAAUUUUAUCUGGGUUAUUAUCUGCUGUUAUUUUCAUCUUGGUCAGUCCGAUCCAAAAAAAUUCUUCAUCGUCUCAAGAGAAGGAUGGUUUGGGGAUGAUACAAGCCAUUACACAUAUGCGAGUAUUGAACAAAGCGUUCGUCAUACAAAUGUCUAACUCAUCCAGUGUCGAGUUUCUACAAUUCAGCAGUGUGUUUGAAGAUGAUAUCAAUGAGGUUUUUCUAAGGAGUAACAUCAGCACCUACUUCUACGGAACCAACGUCGACGCCCUCAGAAACGGCAGCAUUUACACACACAGUGAUAUAUUCUUCCAAGACGUUGAACCCCUUCGGGAUUCGUCCGUUUUUGUCAGUACCCUUCGGGACUCCUCUUCUCCUAUUACUUACAAGAGUAUAAAAGCCGUCCGGUUCGGUGACAACAUCGUGGACUACAACAGUAUCCACGUGGACUUAUCGUUUAUCACAGUCGACAGGUACCCCGAGAAACCAACGCUCAAGGGUGAAACAGAGGUUAUGCAUUCGAUUGAAGAAAGCACAAAACCAAAAUCAUCUAGUUCUAACAUUCCUGAAACAAAUGAGAAAGCCAAAGCGCCCGUUUUUAUCCCUGACUUCAGAAGGAAAAAGCCACCGAUUCGCAUGCAACUUCCAACAACGGCACCAUCCGUUGUUGAGGAGGGAGAGCCUGAAGUCAUAAAACAAGAACCGGAAAUUGAACCUAAGCAAAAUAAAAUUAGACCGGAAAAGGAAACAACAAUGACCCCUGUUGUCACACAAACAAUAUCUACACCCAAUCCGACAACAUUCUCGUCAACAAUUCAUUCUGCUGGAAUAGGUUCAACAAUUUCAACAGACACAACAUUGAAAGUGACAACAACAGCACCGACAACAGUAACGACCAAAUCAACAACAACAACAACAACAACAGAAAAGGCAUUUACUGCAACAAAGACAACAGCUGACAUGGACAGUUCUAAAAUACAAACAUCAGUCAAUGGUGACAAAGAAUUAUCAAAAACUACCGUUACCCCCACGAAAAGCACAGUAGGAACACCAUAUGUAAAAGUAACGACGAAAGUGAAUGACACAGACGGGACUACGCCCCAGAAUGCAACAGUCGUCUGCAGUUUUGGAAAUAUGGACGGAUGGAAACUCCUUACAAUUCAAAACACGCCAUUAAAAGGAAAACCAUACGUCAUAAUGAACUUGGCGUCAAACGAAAGAAUAACGAUCCCGAAGGAAUUAAAGGAAAGACUGCACUUGAACAUGGAUGUGAAUCGUUCUUCCGGUACAAUCAGAAUCAGCUUCCUCUUGGAAUGUAGCGACCUCGGUCGGUAUGUCUGCAAAGUACACAAGGGAGAUUACUCGUACCAAGGCGGACAGGAUUUAAAGCUGUUACCAACCAAACCCAGACUUACACUUCCAGUGGAGAUUAUUGAGGGUAAACCGAUAACUGAACCCAUCCUCUGUCAUAUGAAUGUGGGAUACCCCCCGGCCGAGUACCUGUGGAUGUUCAAAAGCAGGGGUCAGACCUCGUUCAUCAACAUCGGCAACCAUGAUAACAAUCCAGAUAGCCGGGGUGCGUGUGGACAGAUAAAGACCUUACACUUACAGAUGACACAGACUGACUUCCUGCACGAGGUCCAACUCAAAUGUGUACUAGAGACAGUAAACCCCAGAGGGCCUCCGAAAGUUCUUGAAGAUGUAGCAACUAUUAAGGUUGUUCCGAAGACGGUUUGUAAUGGCGUCCCAGAUAAUACCACUAUAAAGCAUCCACACACCUGUGACAAGUACAUUCUAUGUAGGAGGCCCGACAUACAGGUGCUACCAUGUCCCGACAGCCUCUGCUUCGAUCCCCACACAAAGCGGUGUGGACAAACAGGUCUAGAAAUGUCGUCUGCUGACGCUUAUUUAAAUGAAGGCGUCACGUUACUCUCCUGUCGUCUGCUUCACGUUGGCACGUGGACAUCUAUCUCCGUCUUUAAACAUGGCGCCGAAGGAAGCAGAUCCAGAGUCCUCGUGGCGUACAAUGAUUCCAACACCCCCGUGAUAGAGAAGGAAGUGAGCAAUCGUCUGCGGGCUACUACUGACCGACUCUCCAAGUACGAGGUGGUGAUCACCCUAUGGAUGUAUUCCCUGGGGUGCGAGGAUGAGGGAGAGUUCUCCUGUACCGCCGACGUUCCUUUUGCCGUGCCGGAGGCGUUUGGAAGACUCAACAUCAUAGCAAAACCGGAUGUUCCUUCUGUGAUGUUACCAACUGAAAUCAUUGACGGUCGAGAGCCACGGGAAUGGGUUAGAUGCACUGGUAACGUAGGAUAUCCUAAAGGAAAAAUGUACUGGGAAAUCCGAAUGAAAGGCGAAAAAGAGUUUUCAAAACAAUUUCCGUUCCAAACAAAGAGAGAUAGUGAAAAUACCACAAACUGCAAAACAUACGUGACUAAUGAAUUCCGGUUCACACCAAACGCAAAGCAUGAUGGGAUGGAGGUGAGAUGCGUUGUGGAGAAUCCAGACACAAUGCCAGAUGGCAGACGACUUUAUACGACACAAGAAAUCCACGUCAUACCCGGUAACUUCUGCGAGGGCGUAUCACGUGACAAGCGGCCCCACCCUAACAAUUGCCACCAGUACAUACAAUGUCACGAUGGUUACACGUAUGUACAGCGGUGUAGCAUAGGACUUUGUUUUAACACAGAUACCCAAGACUGUGACAUCAGACAGAAAGAAGAAGAAGAAGUCAUAGAUCCUGAUUUCCCGUGCAAACCAAAUCGGAAUGGGGUGUAUUUCCCGCACAAGUCUCUCUGUAAUAAGUACAUCUGGUGUGUACAAGGUCAGGAGGUCAUCCAGCACUGUCCACUGGGGACUCAGUAUUUCAAGGACGGACAGUGCACGUUCGAGGAGGACAAGUUCCACUGUAGCAAAGCAGCAUAAUAUUUCCGUACAUGUUCCGAGGAAGUGGUAUCAUCGCCAUUAUAAACGUCGGUGAUUUCGACGGCCAUUAUCAAUUCCUGAACAGUUGAUGACGUUAAUUAAAACGCCAUCUGAUAGGAAGUGAUAUCUUGGAAAGAUGACCGUAAACUGACAAGUUGACAACGGAAUGACGUUGUCUCUAUUUGCGAUGACAUUGGCCAUAUUUUGGCUUGCAGUGAGUUGGAGAUUGGUGUUAUAUAAAAGACUAGGUGCCUGGGAAUCAGUAAGUGUAAACGUGUUCGGCAAGGAUUAAAAAUGUGAUCAAAUUGCUCCUACAAAAGAACAAUACACUGUGUAAGUCCAUGCGGAAUGUAGUGAUGAAAUCACCAUGUAAAUGACACGAGAAAAUGAGAAAAACAACUUCGAGGAAAUUAAAGAGGACCAAUAUUCCAAUUAACAAAAUUAUAUAUUCAUACCACAUGACAAAAGACCAGGUUUAUAUGUAUGCAACGUUAAUGAGAAACACUUAGGUCACAGGUAAUCAUUAAAUGUGUUUUUCUCUCAUUAGUUUGAAUGUACUUAUGUUAAGUAUGACGUCAAAUGCUGCCAUGGCAACACAAUUAUUCAAUGGGCAUGGUAUGGAGUACAAACUGUUUAUCAAAUGUAAGUAUAUCCAUGUCCAUCGAAUGGUUUUUUAAAAAUACAAACAACCAAUAUUCAUUUACCACUUCAUAUAAAUGUUAAGUAAUUUGGGUCAUUAAACAAAUACGCUUGGAAUGGCUACAAAAUGCGAAUUCCAGGGGUCAGAAUUGUAAAAGUACCAAUCUUAUACCGAACAGUUCUACAGACUUUGUCAUUUUGAACAAAGUGUUUUGCCUGUUGUGACUAUUAAUCAACAUAAUACAAUGAAACUGAAGUCUCAUUUUAUUUAUUGUUGUGCAUUUGUGAUUAAUUAAGUUAAUAUGAAUUGGUACAUGUAUAUAUCGCUUCAUUUGUAUCUGCAAUUUUUUGCGUGUCUAUGUGUGUACAUUUGUUAUCAUUAUUUUGUAAGUUGUUGUUUAUUUUAAAUAAAUUCCUA